UUUUGAUGCCGCGUUAGCUGUAUCAGCACACAUUCAAACUAGGGUGGUUAAAUAACUUUCUGUCAGUCAGAAUGUCUGGGGCUCACGCAGAGAGCGUGAUUAAAAACAUUAUCCGUGCGAUAGUGCAGCAGUGUGCCGCGAGAGGACACGCGGUGUCGGACACUCUGGUCGCUUUCAUGGUGAAAGCUGUUGUGCUAGACCCAAGGAAUGGUUUCAAUGUUGAUCGAACACUGACCAAACAAGAUGUCCAGAAACUGGAAGAGCUGUGUCUGGGUAAACUGAUGGAAGAGUGCAGCCCGUCCCUAGACACAAUCAAAAUGCAAGUGCACUUCGACAUGAAUUACACCUCCCGGCCCGCCCUGCAGAGCGUCUUCCCUCAGACUGAGCUGGGAGCCUUCAUGGUCCUCCUGAAGAGAGACAAGGAGCAGCAGCUCAGAGAGCUCACCAUGAUCGUCACAGGGAUCAGACUGUUCAACAAAGCCAGCAAGAAGGGAGGCGAGGAGACUGACCUCCAGGAACUGAUGCCUUCCAUUCUUAAUGAAGCUCUUCCAGUCACCAGUAAGAGCAUAGAAAAGGAGCUGAGUGUGUCACAGACUCUGGCGUGGAGAUACACCUCCGUGCUGGAGAAGCAGUCUGACAGUCAGCCUGCAGAAUGUGACCCCCCCGCCGUCCUGCUCAAACAGGCUCUCUACAACGUCCGGCAGCAUGAAGUCUUUCUCAAAAUGUUACUGGCUGAUGCAUGUUUAUGUGCCAAGCAUGUAGAAAUGCUGCAGACUGCACUCUCAUCACAAAUGAAGCUGCUGAAAGAAACCAUACAGGCAAAGACAGCUGUACCCACUGCAAACGUUUUUCCGCGCUUUAAGUCCCUGUCAGAGCUGUGGUCUGCACUGCAGGAUGAGGCUCAGCUGCUGAACAUCCUCAGGAGCAUCCUGCUCAGCCUGCAGCCCUUCACUGCCUCUCAGGCCAAGAUCUUCUCUGAGGCAUGUGUGGACGGCCUGCUGGAGGCGGCAGAGGUGAAGACAGACCAACAGAGAAUGGCUGAGUCGGCAGAUGAGCGUAUAGUCCCAGCUGAGAUGAACACACAGGAGUGGCUCCUGCCUGAAACCACAACCAGCUUUGAUGAGCUGCCGCUGCAGUAUAACGGAGUCUGUGGCUACUCACUAGUGACCAGAGACGGGUUGCUACUCCCAGGCUACCCACACAUCGGAGUCUUUCAUCACGAGGAGAAGCUCUAUGUGUUCAGCUCCAAAGAAGCAGCAUUAACAUUUGCCUCCAGUCCGGGGGACUUCAUUGCAGAGGUAGCAGAGAAAGCCAAGCUCUCCCCUGAACUCAUCCAGCUCCUCCAACUCCACCGACAGUUCUCCUGCGUCAGUCCUUACUCAGAGUUGCAGCCAGGAGAGAGUUUAUUGGUGAAGCCCAUCACUAAGUGUGAGAGCGGCACACAGACAGACAUCCACCCAUUGGAGACAAACAUCGACAAGUCAUACGAGUGGAAUGAGUGGGAGCUGAGAAGAAAAGCUAUCAAACUGGCCGAUCUGCGGACCAAAGAGACACGGUCGAUGCAGACUGAUCUGAGCCACAUGAGGCGGGAAACCGCCACGCAGACCUGGCCGCCCAAAGACGCUGCCACUCAGAGCAAGAGAGACGGGGACAGCAGCGUGCCCAGACCUCAGGUGUACCUGGCCGGCCUGAGGGGACAGAGAGACGCACACGUGGUCCAAACAAACCUGACCCGGCCCGUGGACCAAUAAACAGGGAUCUGAAACGUCAAAAUAAAAGUUAGUGUAAGCAUGUUUUUGUUUUUAUUCAUUCUGCUUUUGAUGAGGACUGGAGGACUUUAUAAAAUACAAAAGCAUAGCCAGGUGGUUUAAGUUUUCCUAUUUCUUUAGUUUUAUGCAGUAUAUAUGUAGCGAGGGAUUUCAGAGCGUUUCAAAAUAGAAUGUUUUAAAUGCAUGCACAUUCGCAGGCUAGUAGUCUGUGUAGGCUGGAACAUAAGACAAGUACUAAAACUGAAGUCUACCAUUCCUUUAUUCGUCUGAAAGUAUGACAAGACUGUGUUUUUGCACCAGUGUUUUCAUGUUUGUUUCAUCCCCUUACUUUGGUCUAAAUUUACUCUUACAUUAAAACAAAAAACAUGAAUGUUCGGCAAAUAUGUAUUAACACCCUUCUACGCUGUAAACAAUGUCUCAGAAUACUGGUUUACAUGAAUAACUGCAGUGAAUAUACAAAUAAUACACACUCAUAAUGCUUCCAAAAUGAUAAUGUUGUUGAUUUGAUGGUGUGCAUUCUCUGAUGGAUGAACAUAAUCUAGGCUUACCCAUUCAUUUCAUAUGGAGGUCAUUUAUGAGCGGGAACAAAGUUGAAUAAAGCACUCAGAAUUCAAUGAAAGUGGUGAUCAGCAAUAUUACAUGUUCCAGCGCCUACUGUGGAGGAUAUCAUAAGACGUUGAAGCAUCAUGUAAAACACAAUAUUUAUGAUUGAUGAAAGUAGUAAAUUGGUAACAAAUUGGCCCUAACACGACAGGAGGGUUAACAGAAUGCUUAACCAAGGAAGAAAAAAUAACACAGAGCUCAUUAUAAGUUAUGAAUACACUCUUCAUUUAUCUGUACCACUCUUUAAAGGGCUUUGCAAAUCAAAUAGGUAUUGAAGGGCCUUAGUGUGUCCUUCAGCUUGAAUAUGGGUUAUUGUUCCAGUGGCCUUCAUAUUCUACAAGGCCUGAAAUAAUUCCAGUAUACAGUUUUAAUUGAAGCUCGAUGGUGUUUAAAAUGUGACGGGUUAUCUCUUAUCUCACUAUAAAAACAAUAAGAUCCAAGCUGUUAUAAAGCAGAAAUAUGCAUUAAGAGGACACUUAAGACACUGAAAUGCAGCCACUGAGAAGGAUAUGGUUAAUGCUGAUUUGAUACAGUUACAGUGACGGUCUCUUCU
Messenger RNA from Gymnodraco acuticeps, 2925 nucleotides. It is a transcript of the gene cfap206, whose product is annotated as cilia and flagella associated protein 206. The transcript has 11 exons. Gene Ontology annotation, biological process: regulation of cilium beat frequency; regulation of flagellated sperm motility; sperm axoneme assembly. The coding region runs from base 72 to 1751 and encodes 559 amino acids. Gene Ontology annotation, cellular component: axoneme; ciliary basal body. NCBI's taxonomy places the organism in Eukaryota, Metazoa, Chordata, Actinopteri, Perciformes, Bathydraconidae. The record is from RefSeq and is a predicted model, not a curated record.